Molecule: messenger RNA, 354 nt
Organism: Melampsora larici-populina 98AG31
Lineage: Eukaryota; Fungi; Basidiomycota; Pucciniomycetes; Pucciniales; Melampsoraceae
Exons: 1
Coding region: 1-354 (117 amino acids)
Source: RefSeq, a predicted model, not a curated record
AUGCAGGCUCUGCACGCCACACUUGUGCAGCGUGCCUGUCGUCUAUGGGUAAGGUGGCAAACCAAGUUAUGCAUUUUGGUUAGUUUGACAACCCCACCACCGGGGUGUAGCGAGGAGGUAGAUCGGAAUAACUGUACAAAGUGGCGAAAUAUGGUCAAAGAAUCUCUUGUUGAAUGGGAGGGUAUGACCCAAAGAGUGACAAUCGUAGGAGAGGGCGGUGAUGAUGAAGACAACAAUGGAGAUGAUGAUGAUGAUGAUGUACCAGAAAGCCACCAUGAUGAACAGGGAGAUGAUGAUGCUACUGAAGCCGAUGGCAAUAUCAACCAAGAUGAAGAUAUGCAAGACUUGGAUUGA